AUCAUACAGAGAACAAGCAGCACAAAGCAAUGGAGGCGCAUAUGCGACCCAUGACGGCCACCUUUCUCCUCGUGCUCCUCUCUCUGUCCGCAGCCGCUCCGUCGGCUCGUGGACAGGCGGUGGCGGCCGCGGCGGCUCCAGCGGCGGCUGCCCCGAAGACGAUCAAGGCGGUGCUGACCAAGGCCGGGCAGUUCACCAAGUUCCUCCAGCUGCUGCAGUCGACACAGGAGGAGGAGCAGAUCGACACCCAGCUCAAGGGCAAGGCCUCGUCCAGCGGCGGCCUCACCGUCUUCGCGCCGCCGGACAACGCCUUCACCGCGCUCAAGUCCGGCUCCCUCAACUCCCUCUCCGACCAACAGAAGACGUCGCUGGUGCAGUUCCACGUGGUCUCCCAGCUGCUCCCCAUGGCGCAGUUCGACACGGUGAGCAACCCGCUGCGGACGCAGGCCGGCGACACCGGCAGGGGCAAGUACCCGCUCAACGUCACGUCCGACGGCGGCGGGAGGGUGAACAUCUCCACCGGCGUCGUCAAUGCCUCCGUCGAUGGCACGCUCUACACCGGCGACAGGCUGGUGGUGUACCAGGUGGACAAGGUGUUGCUUCCGUGGGCGCUCUACGGGCCGCCCGUGCCUGCGCCCGCGCCGUCACCGGCGUCGGACAAGGACAAGAAGAAGGCCGGGCCAGUGGCGGUGGCCGAUUCGCCGGAGGCCGUUACGGCCACCCCGUCCGCGGCGGCGCCCCGGGAGAUGCGGGGCCUUGGCGGCGGUCUCUGCGUGCUGGCCGUCGCUGUGGCGGCCGCGUGGCGUGGCAUGUGACGAUCGAGGAAGAAUGGCGGACGAUGUUGCCAUGCAUUGGAUGUUUUCCGUUUUCUUCGUCGAGAGACGAGAGGUGCUCGAAUCCUUUGGUUUGUUUCGGUGUGUUGUUCUUCGCUUUGUUGUUGUUUUUCUGUAUGAUCGUCGUAUUUUCUGAAGCUUCGUAAUGUUUCGGUCGGUAUUUUUCCA
Molecule: messenger RNA, 1001 nt
Organism: Hordeum vulgare subsp. vulgare (domesticated barley)
Lineage: Eukaryota; Viridiplantae; Streptophyta; Magnoliopsida; Poales; Poaceae
Product: fasciclin-like arabinogalactan protein 11
Exons: 1
Coding region: 30-815 (261 amino acids)
Source: RefSeq, a predicted model, not a curated record